AUUUCAGUCAAUAUUGAAUAAUAACGCCACUGAAAGUCCAAAGCCAUGAAUUCAUAAUUUAUACAUGUGAUCUAGGAAUUUAGCAUUUAUUUUAUACAUGGAAAUGUAUUGACAUGUGAACUUAUUCACAUAUUGGUGUUAUUUUUUAAACUGAAUCAGCACUUCAACAAAAAGCAGGGGAAGUCUCUCACUCAAGUUCUUGACAAGAUUAAGUCAGAGUUGAUGUUGUUGGGUUUCAUUUCUUUAUUCUUGACUACUAGCCGAAAACCGAUUGCAAAGAUCUGUAUUCCAACUAGUAUUGGCGAAUCUUUUCUUCCAUACAAAACCAUGACUAGCGAUGGAGUGGAGGAAUCCAAAUGUGAAGAGCAGGGAAAGCUUUCAUUGAUGUCUAGAACAGGAAUGCAACAACUCCAGAUGUUGAUCUUUGUGUUGGCCUUCUUCCAUGUUUUCUCUUCAUUCCUUACACCAAUGAAAUCAAUUGGGUCGAAAUGUGAAGAGCCUCAAGGACCGUCUCCACUGCGCAAAGAGUUGAGAUGUAAAUCAAGAAAACCCAAGUCCAACACAAAGCGAAAGUUGCUGGUAACUGAAGAAGACAGUAAUGUCUUUAGGCAUUCUAAUGGGGUUGAGUGUUUAUUAUGGACAAAUCGUAAAGCUUUUAGAAGAGUUGCUAGAAAUCGGUCGCAGCUUGAGAACCUGUCUCCAUUUUUUUAUAUUAAAAAAUAAUUACCAAAUAGAUAUCAAUCAUUUUAUCAAUUCAAUUGAUUCUCAACACAUUUUCAUGUUUUCUCCCUUUAAGUUGGCUACUCUUUCACUCUCUCCUUUUAAGUUCUUUACAAUUUUGCAGCUAGACAUAUAGAGAUUGCAUUUUUGUAUUGAUGGGCAUGCCUUGGCAAACAUCAUAAUUUCAGGAAAGGGGCAAAUAAAUGUUGUUAUAUCGGUUGGGGUUAAUCUAAUUUUAGAACAAGCAAUUUUCAGAGAAAAAAGGGUUAAUUUUUGUGAGUCUUUCUCCCCAUAUUUGUGUUGAUUUAAGUUAUUUUAGCUAUAUGCUUUAUCAUAGUGGUGGGUGAGAUUUGAUGCCUAUUUUUUAAAUCUGUUGAAUAUAUCAAUUUUAUAGGUAAAGAUGUUAUAUCCAUCACCCCAG
Messenger RNA from Camellia sinensis, 1141 nucleotides. The record is from RefSeq and is a predicted model, not a curated record. NCBI's taxonomy places the organism in Eukaryota, Viridiplantae, Streptophyta, Magnoliopsida, Ericales, Theaceae.